AUGGAAGUCUCAAAAGUACACCUAGUAUCUGUCUUCACGGCAUCCGACAGCCCGGAAACCGGCGGUAACUUGCUGCCGGUGGUUCUCGAUGCGUCGGCUUUGUCGGAAGAAGAUAUGCGCAGAAUAGCGCGAGAGUUUGGGCAUGAAGCCUCGUUUCUGACACCAUUCCCAGAGACCUACUCUGCAUCACAGAAGGCGGACUACCAGCUGAGAUUCUUCGUCCCCGAGCACGAAAUGGAAAUGUGCGGUCAUGCAACCGUGGGGACCACAUGGCUGUUGGGGGAACUGGGGAUUCUCGGCGAUGACCAAAAGGAAGUUUGCUACUCAACCAAGUCGGGUCUUGUCCGAGCUCGUCGGCAUAAACAAGAAGACGGGAUUCUCGUCGAGGUCUCACAGCCGCGCGGGUGGGUCAAACCCGUCCAAGACGGAGCCCUGAGGCAGGAAAUAGCAGCAGUUCUGGGGGUAUCUGGUAGCGACAAUAUCGAUAUGGGAUCAAUCCAGAAUGCUUGCACAAGUCGAGCCAAGACUAUGGUUCCAAUGCAGGAUCAAGCUGCACUCGACGCCCUGAAGCCAGACUUUUCACAAAUGCAAGCAUUAUGCGAGAAGCUCGGUUCGACGGGACUAUACCCGUACGCACUACACAGCGACGGCAGAACCAGUGCAUCCACUCGAAACGGGUCUUUGGUCGUGCAUGCUCGUCAGUUUCCCAAAGCCUCAGGAUACCCUGAGGACGCAGCAACGGGUAUUGCCGCCGCGGCUUUGAGCUUUGCUCUAUUGGAGAAUAACGUGCUGGGAGAAGAUAGGUCCGUGGUUGUGAGGCAGGGAGAGGCAAUGGGGUGUCCGUCAGAGAUACGGGUCCGAAUUGAAGCCGACGGUGAGGAAGUAGUGUGUUGGAUUGGGGGUACUGUUAGAAAUGUCAAGCGGUUGGAGACAAGUGGGAAUUAG
Pyricularia grisea is the source of this 945-nucleotide messenger RNA. RefSeq lists its product as uncharacterized. Gene Ontology annotation, biological process: biosynthetic process. The coding region runs from base 1 to 945 and encodes 314 amino acids. The transcript has a single exon. NCBI's taxonomy places the organism in Eukaryota, Fungi, Ascomycota, Sordariomycetes, Magnaporthales, Pyriculariaceae. Gene Ontology annotation, cellular component: cytoplasm. Gene Ontology annotation, molecular function: isomerase activity. The record is from RefSeq and is a predicted model, not a curated record.